AUGCGCUAAGUGUAGGCGAGGAUUCAGGCUGCUCUUGUUAGCUAAGUUUUGCUCCGAAAACUUGACCAGAAAGGGUACUUUCUGGAGAGUAAAGAUGUCAACAAGUGACUUUUAUUUGAGAUAUUAUGUUGGACACAAGGGAAAGUUUGGCCACGAGUUCCUAGAAUUUGAAUUCAGACCAGACGGUAAACUAAGGUACGCGAAUAACAGCAACUACAAGAAUGACGUCAUGAUCAGAAAAGAGGCAUAUGUACAUAAAAGUGUGAUGGAGGAGUUGAAGAGGAUCAUUGAUGACAGUGAGAUCACCAAGGAAGACGAUGCACUGUGGCCACCUCCUGACCGAGUUGGCAGACAGGAGCUGGAGAUCGUCAUUGGUGAUGAGCACAUUUCAUUCACAACAUCCAAAAUUGGCUCCUUGAUUGAUGUCAACCAAUCAAAGGAUCCUGAAGGUCUUCGUGUGUUCUACUACCUGGUGCAGGAUCUGAAAUGUCUCGUCUUCAGUCUCAUCGGCCUACACUUCAAGAUCAAGCCCAUCUAAAUGGGAAUUCUGUUUUGGUUUAAAUGCUUUAGCUAAUGUUUCUGUUGUUGACUAGCGCAUUUGUACAUUUGCUUUUGGUGGAACUUUUUUAUUUUAAAUAAAGAGUGACAAGCUCGA
Molecule: messenger RNA, 655 nt
Organism: Cheilinus undulatus (humphead wrasse)
Lineage: Eukaryota; Metazoa; Chordata; Actinopteri; Labriformes; Labridae
Gene: magoh
Product: mago homolog, exon junction complex subunit
Exons: 5
Coding region: 95-538 (147 amino acids)
Biological process (GO): RNA splicing
Cellular component (GO): catalytic step 2 spliceosome; exon-exon junction complex; nucleus
Source: RefSeq, a predicted model, not a curated record